Messenger RNA from Nestor notabilis (Kea), 2800 nucleotides. RefSeq names its product fibronectin type III domain-containing protein 3B-like. The annotation marks the transcript as partial. Gene Ontology annotation, molecular function: protein binding. The record is from RefSeq and is a predicted model, not a curated record. NCBI's taxonomy places the organism in Eukaryota, Metazoa, Chordata, Aves, Psittaciformes, Psittacidae. The transcript is spliced from 3 exons.
GUUUAUUCCAAUUUACAGGGGACCAAGUCAUACGUACAAGAUACAACGGCUGAUAGAAUCCACAUGUUACUCGUUCAGAAUACAGGCAGUCAGUGAUGCUGGGGAGGGACCUUUCUCAGACAUAUGUACCUUCUGCACAACUAAGUCAGUCCCACCUGCAAUCAAAGCCCCUCGAGUGACACAGCUGGGAGGAAACGCCUGUGAAAUUACCUGGGAAAUGGUCCCACCCAUGAAGGGAGAUCCUGUUGGUUAUGUUCUGCAGGUACUGGUUGGAAGAGAAUCUGAAUACAAGCAGGUGUACAAGGGAGAAGAGACCACAUUCCACAUCUCAGGCCUUCAGCUCAACACAGACUAUCGGUUUCGCGUCUGCGUCUGCCGCCGGUGCUUGGAUACCUCACAGGAACUUAGUGGACCUUUCAGCCCAUCCGUUGCCUUUAUGCUUCAGCGAAAUGAGAUCAUGCUUGCAGGAGAAAUGGGAAGCAUAGAUGAUCCUAAGAUAAAAAGCAUGAUUCCUACUGAUGAACAGUUUGCAGCCCUCAUCGUUCUUGGCUUCGCAAGUUUGUCAGUUAUAUUUGCCUGUAUAUUACAAUACUUCUUUAUGAAGUAGGGGAUUCAAUGGAAGUUUGAGAUACAACUUUAACUAAUGCUACGCAUUAUAAUCCCACAUUUAUUCAGAUAUUCCUUUUUUUUGAAAUCCUUUUGUUCUACCAUACAUUUUAUAUACUUCUCUUGUUUUUACAGUUCUAGCUUGAAGAAAGAUAAAUCAGUGUUUUGGUGCACCUUUUUGAAAUUCAAAACUCGGAAGUGGUCAAACUGGAGAAACAAACAAAGCAGACACCAAAAGCAAGAUUAUGGUUUUUAUUCACUGUUUCAAAAUUGUCACCAAUUUGCCUUUUCAACAUUGUUUUGGGUUUUUUUUCACUGAUGUUUGUACACUCUUUUGUUUUAUCUUACUAUUUAGGAAAUUUGAAUCAUGAGUCACUUUUUUGUCGCUUCUUUUUCCUUCUAAACAUUAGUCACAAGUGUGUAUAGUGGUAAGACUAGAAUACAGUGUUAGUCAACAGUACCAAGUUUUCCUUGAACAGUAUUAGCCAUGUUGCCUAUGAGUUAUUCACUACAUUUGCCCCAUUUUUUCAAGAUAAAAUGUAAGUUAUUUUAACUGUUUAAUGCAUUUAAAUUGGAACAAUAUCCUGCAGUUGCAAAACCUUUUUAAUUAUCUGUUACUUUUACAGUUGCAACACUAUAAACUGCCUGUAUAAGAAAUCAAAUAACCAAAUUGCAUAUAAAUUAUGAAGCAUUAUAGAUAUUUUUUACCAUUUUGAUUCCUAGCAGUAAUUUUAAGUAAGAGGGCAUUGUGCAAUAGUUAGUUAUUCCCAUGUUCAGCUAUUUAAAAGCUGCUUUAACUUGUCUGUUUGUCACUGUAUAUAACUAUUCCUAUUCUAAUACUAGAUACUAUUCUAUUAUGUUCAGCCUGAUUUAUAUGAUUAUUGCUGGUGACAGCUUACUGCCUCUACUGAAUUAGGUGAGAUUUUCACUCAGUAUAAGCAAACUUUACUGUUGGUUGAUCUUUUUUUAUUACUAUUAUUUUUUGGAGGGGUAUCCAUUUUAUGGAACUUUUUUGGAGGUAUCAGAAAUUAGGUCUGUUUAUUUUAAAUACCUUAAAUGGGUGUCUAUGCUAUUCUUACCACAGGGCUAAUUGAAAUAAUAACUUGGUACAUGGCAAAAUUCAGAUGAGAGUCCUGCAGAGGAAUAGUCCCUGCUCUGAUGGGAGCGUGUGCCCCUCCUGCCUGCCCCUUCCCAGACACACAUUUUAAUUCAUCAAGAUACUAGAUUUUUAACUCUGGAAUCAUUGGGUUAUUUAUAUUAAGUCAACAUUGUGCAAGUACCUCAGGGACAUAAAUGAGCUGGAGGUGCAAACAGAUUCCAAAAGGGUGCAACAGACACAGUGUAUUUCCCUGCCUCUCAUUUUUGUAUAUUUUUGCUACUUGGUUUUGCUUUUGUCCUAGCUAUUUUGUGCUCUGUCUGCAUUGUCUAAGAUUCAGUGUCCUGUACUAGCAUAAUAUUCCCUUAACCAAAGUAAUGGGGAAAAAACAACAUUAUUUUUGUUUUAGGUUUAUUUAUACUAUAUACUGCAUACAGUACUUUAAAUACCAAUUACAGUGCAAUCUUUUAUUUAUUGUAAAAAAAAAAAUAAAAAGUGUACUUAUGUACUAAUCCCCCUCUCUACCCUCCCCAUAGCAUGUUAUAUUCUGUCUGUUUUAUACUGUUGUACUUUAGGUCAACUUUUUACCUGACAGCAUUCCUAGUGUUAUUAAUCUUCUUACAUUUUCUUGUGUUUUUGAAGAUGGGAGCAUCUAGUACAUUAAAUGCCAAAAAAAGAAAAACAAGAAAAAAAAAACCAACACAUUAUCAGUGAUUCAAACGUUUACAUAUAUCCAAAAACAUAAUCAUCUCUGGAAAGAAAGUGCUAAGAUCAAUGAAUUAUUCUGUGUGCCUCUCUAGAUGUAGCAGAUAUUAGAAAUGUUCUGUAUUUUGUUAUUGACUAUAAUUAGUUUAAUUUAGCCUUGCAAACUAAUGGCAUUGAGCUAAAUAUAUAUAUUUUUUUGGUUUUGCCAAAGUCAUGGCUUGUCAAAUUUAUUUACAUCUUAUUUAAAUUUAUUUGUGAUAUGAAACUUUGUGACCUUGCAUCUGUAUUUUGUGAGCAAAGCGUAUACAGCUGUUUUCAGUGGCGGGGGGUUAUUUUUUAAAACAAUGAAAAAACUGCUAGUUUGGAAACCCAGAAACUUUAAGAGAUUCCCUU